CAAUCUACUAAACCACCACCUGCUAAACUACAAUCUGCUAAACCACCUACUGCCACUGACUACUCUGGAACCUUAUCUGCUGUGGUAGGUCGUGGGCAUGUCAUCCCUGUCAAACUGACCUUGGCCCCUUUCUCCUCCUUACUCUCCAGCGAAGAGACCAACACCAACCUCCCCUCCAGCAGCCGCCCCUCCUCGUGCUCUAUCAAGCUUUUAGACAGUAGGAGUGACAUUCCUUGCUCCCUGGCUGUGAGCUCUAUUUCAACUGUUCCUGGACAUGACUCUAGCAGCAGCCCUGUGCGGGAGAAUCAAUUUGCUACUGAGGUCUCGUCGAUCUGCCUCAGCCAAGAUAGAAAUGGCCAAGGAGGGAGUGUGACACCUCCAGCCCCUUUGGAUGUUUCCCUCCCCUCCAUUAUUGAGCGGGCUGGUGGACUUGUAUGUUCCGUCAUCUCCAAGUCUUUAGCAAUUGUGGAGGCGCGGUCAAGUGUGAAUGGUGAGGAGGACUCUCCAUCUCCCACCACAGUCUCCCAUUCUCCUACAAGGGUGUUUGUCAGCCACUUAAGGAGUAGCCCACUAGGUGAGGACCUUGUAGAUUCAACACUUGCGGAUGUUAUCUCUGUCCUGAAAAUGGAGGGAAUUCUUUCCUCCUCUCCGACUUUGGAGGAGGAGCUGCUUGAUCUCUCCUCCAGUUGUUCUUCGUCAUCCAGCGAAACACUGCAAUGUGUGUCUGUUGGCCCUCUUGGCAGUGGGUCGGAGACGUCCUUGAAACUUCUUGGGGGUCGUACUCUGAGUAUCGCCACCCCAACGGCCCAUGUUAUCACAGAGGACUUAGAAGUCUACAGUGAUGAGAUCAUUGACGAAAUCCUUAUUAUAAUGAGGACCAAAAAAGAUGAUGACAGUGGAAGUGACGUCUCUGGUGCAUCAACACCAUGCAGCACACCAGCACCACAGAGCCGGUCCUCUUCUGCACUGAGGGGAGUGCUUCCCCAUGACAGGAGGAUACUCAGCACAACACUGCUUGGAAUCCAGAACACACUAGACAGUGAGAACCUCUCAGGAGAGUGCUCCAUCUCACCACAGGACAAUGCCAGAGUCCUGGAGAUGAUAAAGUUGCUGCAGAGGUGCCUUGAUGGGACACCCUCAGAGUCCUCCAUCCAUAUCACAGAUGUGGCUUCACCCUUGGGCUUUCCUCUCCCUGUAUCUCUCCAUGCUGUUCAGUCGUGUGUAUUUGCCACUGACAAAGACCUAAAGGCAGAAAGAGUGAAGGGAGUCUUUGAAAGCCUGAGAUCCCAGUUUAUGAGCUACUCCAUCAAGCCUGUGAGUAACAUCAUUACCAGGGCAACAACAAAGAUGGCUGCCUCCAAUCAGGUUAGUUUAGAGACACCCCAGGCAGCAUCAGCAAAAUCAGAUGCUGUGGCUCAGAACCUUAUUAGUUCGGUUUUAUUUCAAGUUGCCAAUGUGUCCUGCUCUGAUGACAUAGAGGGUCUGGGUGAUCAUCUCAGAUGCCCCUCAACUUUGACCAGAGUUCUGACACCUUUGACCUCUGAGAAAGCUACACUGACACCUGCUGUUCUGAAGAUCAGAAGGGAGAUGUGUAAGGAAGUGGCCACCGAACUCCAGAGUUUCUUGAUCAAGGAAUCCCUUACUGGCACCCAGACACCAUCCAAUGGACAUGCUUGCACUUCUGGUUCUGCCCCAAGGGAAGCUGUGCGGGACAUCCUGAGGAAAACCAAAGAGGAGGCUUCCAACAAAAGCCUGAAUAAUAUUUUCUCUGUUAAUUUGGAUGAGCGGCUCACAGACUCCAUUGCAGAUGCCUUAUAUCCAAAGCUGCAUGACACAUUGGAGUCCAAGAGAGAGCUGCAGGCUUCUUAUUACAGCUCCCAGAUCAGCUGCAGCCUCAGCCCCUUUGAAGUUGAGAGCAGCCUAGCGCUCCAGGAGUUCACUGACCCACUAUCUGAGUCAGUAUUGUGUCUCCUGGAUAGGACAUUUGGAGAUAAAGCUCAGAACUUAAAGACAGGCGGGGGUGUUUUACAAUAUGUUACAGACCCAACCUAUAAGAAGCUUUUGAUUGGACCCCACACCAACGACGUCAAUGUGGUUGUGCACACGAUUGCAGUAGAGGAGUUGCCUGUUGAGGGUUGUAUUGCGCAAAGUGAGGCCAUUCAUGGCCUUCACAAGAAGCAAGAGUUACCUUCCAGUGGCAGAGGGUAUGAGACCCCGAGCCCUACUAAUUGCCUGCUGGAGGGUGUAGUGGGCAAACUGGUACGGAAGAUGCUAUUUCAGGGCCUUGACAUCCCUGAGGUACCCAUGAACGACAGCCGCUCUGAGAGCUUUAAGCUACAGUAUGAACUGGUUGCGAAGCUUUGUCCUCUGAUGGUAAGGACACUCAUGGCUACAACCAUAGCCAAUCAACCACCUACUAUUCAAGAAGCAGUGAUGUCUUCCGAGAACAUCCAUGUGAAAGAGCUGUGUGAGGCAGGUAUCAAACCUCUCAAAGAGAACCAUGUACCCGAUGACUCUGAGACAAACAUCAUGGUCAGAAGGGCUUUGAGUGAAAUUGAAUCCUGUAUGAUUGAGACCUCCGACGAGGACUCUCCCAGUCUACAUUCCACACCAGAGGUGGUUGUAGACCUGAUCACCAAGCUGCUUCAUGGGUAUGAGCUUGACUCAGAGGACUUUGCAUCACCUGUGUCAUCCCCAACCACCACUCUCUCUGAUGUGGCAAUGGACAUGGUGGUUUCUGUCCUUCGGGACAUGUCCGAUUCUCCAGACGUUACCUCAGCAUUGGAAAUGACCAAGGAUCUCAAGACGCCGUACUCCCGCCCCUCAAGUGCAAGGAUUGUAAGUGCCCUCUGCAGAGAGCUGGAGGAGCACAUGGGCUCUCCUGAUGCUCUGAGGCGAGCUUUGAGCCGCGGCAGCGGGGAGAUGACAACAGCCAUUGCAAGUGCAGUCACCAGGGAAGUCAACCGUCUUGGUUCAAUCGUACCCAAAGUCUCUGUCCGGCCGCUCUCCUCAGACAUCUGCAUAAGGACAGAGCAGGACAAGGUCAUGGUUAAGAGCCGAUGUGGCUCGGCUGAGGUGAAGGCAGCCCAACCGGUGUAUAUUAUUGUUCACGUAGAGGCGGUGAUGGAUAUCAUUGUCCGGCUGCGGUCUCUGAUUGUUCCUCGGACUCAGGAUAAACUGGCCAGCUGGACCCUAGUUGAGGAUGUGACCAACAAACUGUCCAGUGCUCUGUGGGUGAGGGUGACUAACAGGUGGAGGGAAGCAAAUGUCUGCCUGAAGGCAACAGACAUCUUUCAGCUGGUGCUGUCUGUGCAUAGAAAGUUGAUGCAACGCUAUGGCACAGAGGAAGCCCUACAGAAGAUACUGUGCCACAAGGCACCCAAGCUGCACAAGGACAUUGUCUGUCUUGUCACGAACGCAAUUAUGGAUGCACCAUCCAAACUUCAAGGCACCAAAAAUCUGGAAUCUACACUCAACUUGAAAGAAUUGACAGCCUUGUUUAAUGAAAUGACAACCCGUCAAUCUUUGAAUAAGAAAGCUGAGCAGAGCAGCAUCAAGACUGAGAUUGAACAGCCGGAGUGGUCCACUGUGGAACAAGUGACAUCCGGUUCCAGCAGCUUCACUAGGGAGCUUAUAUUAGAAGAAGUCCUGAUGAAGCUUGUCAAGAAGAUAUGCCAUAUGCCAAAAAGGAUCAACAAACAUCAGCGCAUCCAGAUCAGUGAUCUGGUGACUGAGCUGAUCCGAUUGUUUGAUGAUGAGGUGGCCAAAUAUCUGAUUGAGGAAAUGGGAAGCCAGCAAAAAAGUUUCAAUUCUAAGAUGACAUCGAAGCUGGCAGAUGCCAUCUACACUGACCUUGGGAAGGUCAAGCGUUUGAAACGCUCCUUGAAAAUUGACGAUUUAUUUGAGGAUCAGGAGAUGCUUUCCAUUGUCUCUGUCAUUGUUUCCCACAAGCUACUGGGCAUCUUAAAACCCUCAGUGCCCAGCGAGACCUCAGACCUUGAAGACUCAUGCAGUGAUGAUGUGGAGGAUGCGGAAUCUGAGGGGGUGCAUUAUGCCACCGGCAGAAAGUCCAAGAUGAGCAUUGUCCUUAAAGACACUACGGACCAGCCAGAGAUGUACAUUGCUGUGGAUUCUCCACCUAUGAUUAAAUUAUCCAAGAUGAGGAAAGGCAUCCGGGACUUCUUCUGGGGAGUCCAGAAGGCCUGGAAACGCUUGGUCACCUGCAAGUCCUCUGGCUCCUCUGAUGGGUAGCCUGGAUGACGUGCAGCCCAUGUCAGUUGCUUUUGCCAGGCUACAUCUGAGGAGGACACCACAACUGGCCUCAAUACAACAUUUUUAUUUUUGUUGUUCAUUUUUGUUGUUCAUUUUGAGUCCCCUAAUGCUGCUAUAUUUGAACCAGGCUGUCAGUGGACUAGCUUACCAUUAGUUUAUAACUAUGUAUUUUAUUUUUCAAUCACUUACAUACUUUUUAAUGGUUGUUUUAAUAAACCAUUUGUAUUGCA
This is a messenger RNA of Salvelinus fontinalis (brook trout), 4502 nucleotides long. RefSeq lists its product as uncharacterized. The record is from RefSeq and is a predicted model, not a curated record. The transcript has 3 exons. The coding region runs from base 625 to 4251 and encodes 1208 amino acids. NCBI's taxonomy places the organism in Eukaryota, Metazoa, Chordata, Actinopteri, Salmoniformes, Salmonidae.